This is a messenger RNA of Daktulosphaira vitifoliae (grape phylloxera), 660 nucleotides long. It is a transcript of the gene RpS16, whose product is annotated as 40S ribosomal protein S16. The transcript is spliced from 5 exons. NCBI's taxonomy places the organism in Eukaryota, Metazoa, Arthropoda, Insecta, Hemiptera, Phylloxeridae. The record is from RefSeq and is a predicted model, not a curated record. Gene Ontology annotation, cellular component: ribosome; cytosolic small ribosomal subunit. Gene Ontology annotation, biological process: translation; maturation of SSU-rRNA from tricistronic rRNA transcript (SSU-rRNA, 5.8S rRNA, LSU-rRNA). Gene Ontology annotation, molecular function: structural constituent of ribosome; RNA binding. Bases 130 to 606 code for a protein of 158 amino acids.
CGUGUAAGUAACGAGAUUAUAAUGAAAACUUCUUUCGCGUUCAACUUGUGAUAGUUGUCUGAUCGGGACUUCAUUUCCCGAAUAAUAAAAUUUGACUAGUUAAGAAUAGUUAUUAUUUAAUUAAAAGUAAUGACUGCCGAAAAGAAGAUCAAGGUGAAAAAACCCAAGGUGAAGAAAACGCCUAUUCAAAGUGUCCAAGUAUUUGGUCGCAAGAAAACUGCUACAGCAGUUGCGUAUUGUAAAAGUGGUACGGGUAAUAUAAGAGUCAAUGGACGUCCAUUAGAAAUGGUGGAACCAAGAGUACUUCAAUACAAGCUUCAGGAACCAAUUUUGUUACUAGGAAAAGAACGAUUCAGUGAAGUUGACAUGAGAGUUCGUGUAAAUGGUGGUGGUCAUGUAGCUCAAAUUUAUGCAAUCAGACAAGCUAUAUCUAAGGCUUUAGUUUCAUAUUAUCAGAAAUAUGUCGAUGAAGCUAGUAAAAAAGAAAUUAAAGAUAUUUUAAUUCAGUAUGAUAGGACUCUUUUGGUUGCUGAUCCUAGACGUUGUGAAGCUAAAAAGUUUGGUGGUCCCGGAGCUCGUGCCAGAUACCAGAAAUCAUACCGUUAAUAUCUUUUUUGUAUGUUUAUAUAUUGACCUAAAUAUAUAAAGUUAAAUAAUAAA